UGACAUUAAAGCAUUUAAAGCAAAAAUCAUUGUUUGAUAAAGGUGUGCCUUUUAUGAGGUACACUAGGAUGGUCUUUAUUUCAUUUACCUGAGUUUUCAUUUUAUCAUUAGACACAAAAGGACAAAUUAGGUACAAGGUUCCUUUAAAAAAAUUUAAAUCAUUUUUUAUUUUUCAAUUACAGUUGACAUACAAUAUUACAGUAGUUUCAGGCAUGCACCUCAGUGAUUAUACAUUAUAUAACUUACUAAGUCAUUAUGUUGAUAAAUCUCAUACCCAUCGGAUACCAUACAUAGUUUAUCACCACCAAACCAGUAUUAUAUGAAAUGUCAAAGGUUCUUCUUGAAGAAGGAGGAGAAAUGAAAAGAAUGAUAAAUGGCAAUAAAUACAUAUCUAUUAACAACUGAAUCUAUAGAUACAGAGAACAUUUCCACAGCUGCCAGACGGGAGGGGGUUUGGGGAGAUGGGUUAAAAGGGAUUAAGUACAAACUGGUUACAGAAUAGUCAUGGGGAUGAAAAAGCACAGCACAGGGAAUAUAGUCAAUAAUAUUCUAAUAACUGGGUACAAGGUGUUUUGACGAGAUGUGCAUGGAAUGUAUUUAUAAAAACAGUUUUCUGGCAAGGUGGGAAGGCAGGUAUGUGUUGUUAGAAGUCGAAAAAAAAUUUUUUUUUAAGAGCUGGGAAGGAGGGAGACAAAGGUACCCUGGGAGGACACAGCGCGGAGAAGCAGCAAGCUCCGAAAGCCAAGAGGCGGCGUGCCCCUGCCUGGGCAGGAUGAAGGACACCAGGGGCUGCCGCUAGACACUCUGCCCUGGAUUCUGCGGCAGCUGUCCCAAAAGGACUAGAGCGAUAGGUCCUGCCAAGUGGAGCCAGCGCAGGAAGCCUGGAUUGCCCUGGAGCUCGGGCGGCCGGUUCGGACAGAGUUAAAAGACCAUCACCUGCGGCUGAAGUGCGACUCACAUGGGAAGUAGGAAGUGCCGUGCUCGAGCUUCCUGUAUAAAUAAACGCGCGGCUGCGGGUGCUGCUGCUGGCGAGCUGUGCCCCAAGCUCUGCAAGGUUCCCGUGCACCGCGGCAGCUCCUCGAGGCAGGAGGUGGUUGGUUAUAGAUCCUUCUCCUCCGGGCCAAUAGCUCUGGGAGCCCGAGUCCUGUUACGGCCCUGCAAAGUGGAAAGCUGUCAGCUGCAGAGCACGGAGGACGAGGGAGAGAAUGAAACAGCUCCUCCUCCCCGGUGUGCGAACCGGAGGCUGCUGAGAAGCCCAGCGGCCGGAGGAACGUAGCUCCCAGUCAGGGGUUAAGGAGACUAAAGAGGCUGAGCAGGCCGAUGGGCUCAGUUGGUAGGCUGCAUUAACUCACCAUGACUGCCGAAAAUCCCACGCCUGGAGACCUGGCUCUGGCUCCUCUUGUCACUUGCAAACUCUGCCUGUGUGAACAGUCUUUGGACAAGAUGACCACACUCCAGGAAUGCCAGUGCAUCUUUUGCACAGCUUGCCUAAAACAGUACAUGCAGCUGGCAAUCCGAGAUGGAUGUGGGUCUCCCAUCACCUGCCCCGACAUGGUGUGCCGAAACCACGGGACCCUGCAGGAAGCUGAGAUUGCCUGUUUGGUACCUGUGGAUCAGUUUCAGCUUUAUCAGCGGUUAAAAUUUGAACGAGAAGUUCACCUGGACCCCUACCGGACAUGGUGUCCCGUCGCAGACUGCCAGACAGUGUGCUCCAUUGGAGCAGGUGACCCAGGACAGCCUGUGCUGGUGGAGUGCCCUUCCUGCCACCUGAAGUUCUGCUCAUGUUGUAAGGAUGCUUGGCAUCCUGAGGUCUCCUGCAGAGAAAGUCAGCCUAUCAUCUUGCCAACAGAACAUGGGGCCCUCUUCGGGACAGAUGCAGACGCCCCCAUUAAGCAGUGCCCAGUUUGCCGGGUUUAUAUCGAACGCAAUGAAGGCUGUGCGCAGAUGAUGUGCAAGAACUGCAAGCACACGUUUUGCUGGUACUGUCUCCAGAACCUGGAUAGCGACAUUUUCCUCAGACAUUAUGACAAAGGGCCAUGUAGGAAUAAGCUUGGCCAUUCAAGAGCCUCAGUGAUAUGGAACCGAACGCAGGUGGUUGGGAUUCUUGUGGGCUUGGGCAUCAUCGCCUUGGUGACUUCACCCUUGUUGCUUCUGGCUUCCCCGUGUAUAAUCUGUUGUGUCUGCAAGUCCUGCCGGGGCAAGAAGAAAAAGCAUGACCCAUCCACAACCUAAAGAUCUCUGUCUCUCUUUGUGUCUGUGUGCCACACAUGUCUUUUACAUACAAGACAACAAAGUGAUAAAGUCCCACUUAGUGAACUUGCCUCCUUUUUCUUGCCAAAUUUUGGAAGUGCCUCUGUGUCCAGACUUGCCUGCCUGCCUGGGGCAUCAGCAAAGGCCAGGCAGUGGUGUGUGUGUUCCUAUGUAAAGACAAUCGGUUCUGCAGUCCAGGUUGUGUCUGUGGAGCACGUCAGAAGCUUCGGGUUCCUGGGAAGGAGCUAACACAUCAUCGUUUUAUCAUCUGAAAGAUCCCACUGGACUGUUCAACUUCCAGCCAGAUUCAAGGAGCCUGAGUGAAUGAACAUUCAAUAUAAUAAAGGUGUUGUCGUGGUUGGCAAUAUACAUGAUCACUGAGAAGCUCAAGUGCUGUUUGCUGUUUGACUACCAUGGGAAACAUGGGGGAAAACCCAUGGAUAAGACUGUUUUGGGGAAUACUUUCACAAUGGUGAUAAAGCAGGCUGCUUAUCUUAGGAGUCAGUGUGGUGGCUCUGCCCCUGCCAGCUACUGGGUGUGCUUUCCCAGCAUUCCCACAGUGAGUUGGCAGAAACACAAUGGGUUUCUCCCUGUGUGAUCCCAGCUUCAAGCAGGAGAAACUUCUGUGCAGAGGAAAUUGUCCUUUCCCAGUAAAAGGGUUUCGACAUCUAAAACAAUAUGGUCUAACUUAGCCUCUCUCUCGGCAAGUGUUAACUUUUUUAAGGUGAUAAACCCUUCUCCUGUAGCCGGUAGCUGCUGUCUACAAGCUUAUUUUACAAGAAGGAUUUGGGUGCAGUGGCAGAAGUUCAAAACCUUCAUCAUAGAUAACAGGGACCUUUCUUAGCUGUGUUCAUGCACCCAACGGAUGUGGAAUUAGACCUCCAGGUACACACCACGCCCGUUGGUUCAUCUAGAACCCGUAUAACUUGCUGCCUACCUAGAAUUUCUAUCCAUUGGCAUGCCUGGGUAUAAAUACAAAAGCAUAGUGAGUACUAUUGCACACAAUAGUACAACACACAAAUGUUUAUGUAAAAUCCAGUCUAUAUUUCCUUCUGUGACUAAUACUGUUUAUUAUAAAUCAACCUACAUAUUUUGUGCAUAUUAUAUAUGUAAAUUUUGGUUACAAGUUCUUAACUUACCCAAGUACAGACUCAUAAACUUUAGUAACUUUUUAAAAAGGAUACUUAGUACUCUCAUCUCAGUUUGUAAAAACACUGAUUGAUAAUCACAUUAUUUAUGUAUUUUCAAACACAAUUCAGAGCAGCUGUCUUCUCAGCAGAGUUUAGUAUCUGUUAGGGCAAUCUGAAUUCUGUAUGCAAAAGGCACUGAUAAAACAACAAAAAUAUAAUAGAAAUAAAAUGUAAAAGCAUUAUAUAUAUAUAUUCAGUAGUUUUGAUUUGUAUACCCUCAUUGUGACUUAUUUUUCCCAUUCUAUCAUUAGUCAGAUUUUGAAUAAACGGGUUUUGAAAAGACAAUGACUGUUUCUCCAAUGACAGGAUGAUAUAACUGCCACUAGCAAUGUAGCCUGGUGCCUCGUGAGAACUGUGCUAAGUGUUAACAGAGCGCUCUCCAUGAAGCCGAGGGUAAAGUAUAAGGAACUAUCAGGAACUAUGAUAUAUUCUGAGGUAACUGGAUAACUAGAUUAUUAAAUUGCUGCUAUCCUGGACCUAUUAUUAAAGGAUAAUGCUUUGCCUAUGUAAUGGAAUGUAUCCUAAGUGGGGAUUGUGUAUAUUUAAGGAACUUUAAUUCAUACAUAUUGAUAUAUGUAUAUUACUUUUGGUCAUGUAUAU
Molecule: messenger RNA, 4040 nt
Organism: Pteronotus mesoamericanus
Lineage: Eukaryota; Metazoa; Chordata; Mammalia; Chiroptera; Mormoopidae
Gene: RNF144B
Product: ring finger protein 144B
Exons: 8
Coding region: 1354-2232 (292 amino acids)
Biological process (GO): positive regulation of proteasomal ubiquitin-dependent protein catabolic process; ubiquitin-dependent protein catabolic process; protein polyubiquitination
Cellular component (GO): ubiquitin ligase complex; cytoplasm; mitochondrial membrane
Molecular function (GO): zinc ion binding; ubiquitin protein ligase activity; ubiquitin conjugating enzyme binding
Source: RefSeq, a predicted model, not a curated record